AUGCUCUCCACUCUCCUUCCCUUGGCGUUAUACGCUCUUCCCUUCGCUGCGGCAGGAUAUCAGCUCCCCGAUAACUGGCAAGAUCUAGCUCUCGCGACCUCCCCCGACGUCUAUCGUAAUUUCUCUUCCACCCAUCUGACCGCUCGUACUUCCACGACGACCACCGAAACAUGUGCCAAAGUCGCAGGUACUUGGGGUACGGUCAAAUACGACUUUGGAUGUUUGUGUAUGAGUGAUGUGGACGAUUACGCUGCCGACAAUCAUAUCGAUAAUAAUAUCGUCUCUUUGAUCAAAUACUAUAUUGCUUAUACCGGUGACACGAAGAGUUAUCCUAUCAACGCUCAACCCACUUGUGAUGGUAAAGGCGGUUUCGAUUGUGGUGAAUAUCAACUCUCCAACGGUGCUUGCGUUCGUCCUACCGUCAACACCGUCGUAUGUCCUUCCGGCUACUGCUUAAGCAGUGGACAUUGUUGUCCUCGUGGUCAAACCUAUAGCAAUGGCAAAUGUUGUGGUUCCAGCGGUUGUUCUCACUCCGGCACUACCUGUUCCCCUGCCUACUGCAACGGUUACACCUCCAACGGCGUGUGCUGUCCAUCCGGUACACCCUCAGGUGGGGUCGGUCAAUCUUCCAUCUGCUGUCCUUCCGGUCAAGUCGAAUCUAAUGGACAAUAUGGGAAAACUUGUGUCAGUAAAUGUUCAAACGGAAUGAAAACUUAUAAUUCAAACACUGAGAAAUGUGAAGCUAAAUGUAUCGCAUCGGAUGGAUACGUUUAUUCAGUAGGAUAUAACGGAGUUGGAAGAUGUUGUAAAACAGGUCAAACAGCUUGUCAAACUGUUUGUUGUCCUGUUGGUCAAGAAGAAGUCGGUAACACUGGUCAUUGUUGUUUACCAGGAUCAACUUAUUCAAACGGUCAAUGUCAUUCACCAACAAUGGUACCACGUCGUAGAAACUUGAAUCAAAAGAAAGAAAUCCAAACUACAAUCUUCGGUUUAGAAGAGAAUAAAGCUGCUAACCUUUGUCCUGUCGGUUUGGCAGCUUGUCCUAUUCCAGGUAGAAUGAACGAUUACGAAUGUCUCGACGCGAUGAACGAUCUUCAAUCUUGUGGCGGUUGUACUUCUAUGGGUACAGGAAUAGAUUGUACAGCUAUCCCUGGUGUUAGAUGGAUGGGAUGUAACGUUGGUAAAUGUGAAGUUUACAGUUGUAAGGCAGGUUUCAAGAAAGUUGGAUCGAAUAGGUGUGUGAGAGUUUAG
Molecule: messenger RNA, 1251 nt
Organism: Tremella mesenterica DSM 1558
Lineage: Eukaryota; Fungi; Basidiomycota; Tremellomycetes; Tremellales; Tremellaceae
Exons: 4
Coding region: 1-1251 (416 amino acids)
Source: RefSeq, a predicted model, not a curated record